AUUGAAUUUUCUAUUUUGUAGUAGUGACCACUAAAGAACAGGUGUAAUGGGAAUUAUGAGAUUUCGUUAUCACUAAUUUCAUAUUUCGAAUUCUAGUUUAGAAACUUAAAAAAAAAAAAAAAUGUUCCAUUCCAAUUUGCGUAUCUACUGAAUUUUUGAAAUUCAAACCAGUUUUUUCAUAUAUCUUUUAAAUAUUCUGAAUUGAUGAUUAAUGUGCGUCAUAGUAUUUUUGUAAGUAAUUUUAAAAUAUAUAGAUUUUAUUUAAAAAAUUUGAUGAUUUCAAACGUGAAUUAACAAAUUCAACUUAAAUUAUUUGAUUCUCAACGAAAAAAUGUUACAUAAACAUAGACGGACGAAAAAAACUUCAUCUUGAUACGCCUUGUUCUUCAAGAAAAUGUGUCCUUAACUAACAACUACAAAUCAUCACGGAAGCAGAACUACCAAAAUGACUGUUGCAACUACCCUUGUAUAUCAACCAAUACUAGUUACCCAAUAUCAAUUUCCAAGACUCAAUAGAAUUUCCACUUGCAAAUUGGAUGUGUCUAGCAAAUUCAUGUCCAAAAAAUCCAUCUCUCGUUGUAUUCUAAUCCCCCCAGUUAUGAUGGCUUCCGUCGAUAAUCGAGAUGCUGGAAGGGAUGAAAGUGUCAGUAUUGAAGGUUUAGAACAAGAAGCUUUUGUUGAUGGAUCCAUGGAUUUUUCUUCUGGUGGAUUAGAGGCUACUCUCAAUAGUCUGAGUAAGUGGCUGAUGGCUGCAGUUUUCGGUAUUAUCUUGCUCUGGAGACAUGAUAUGGAAGCACUAUGGGCUACUUCAGGUGGAGUUCUCAAUGCUUGUCUCUCAACUGCACUUAAGGGGAUACUUAAUCAUGAACGUCCCGUUUCAACAUUAAGAUCAGAUCCUGGCAUGCCUUCUUCACACGCUCAGUCGAUCUUCUACACAGUUGCAUUCUGUAUCAUCUCAAUGGUUAAAUAUAUGGGGUUCAAUGGAAUAACUGCAGUCACUGGUGUGCUUAUCUUUGCAAUGGGCUCAUACUUUUCAUGGUUACGAGUUUCGCAACGACUUCACACGUUAAACCAAGUAAUUGUGGGUGCAGUAUUAGGAUUCUGUUUUUUCAUUUUUCGGUUCUGCCUGUGGGAUUCUAUUGUCCUCAAGGUAUUUAUAGAGCACUUUUGGAUUCAGAUUGUAAAUUUUGUUGGUGCUGCUGGUUUUUGUGUGGGUUUUCUCUUAUAUGUGAUUCGUAAUUGGGUUAUUGAAGACCUACAUUGAUUCUAUACAGAGUAUUUACAGGAUUCAGACAUACACACACAACACGAAUUAUUCAUAUAGCAAUUGAAAUAAUUAAGAUAUUAUCUCAAA
Molecule: messenger RNA, 1354 nt
Organism: Capsicum annuum
Lineage: Eukaryota; Viridiplantae; Streptophyta; Magnoliopsida; Solanales; Solanaceae
Product: lipid phosphate phosphatase epsilon 2, chloroplastic
Exons: 4
Coding region: 446-1264 (272 amino acids)
Biological process (GO): protein N-linked glycosylation; lipid biosynthetic process
Cellular component (GO): endoplasmic reticulum membrane; intracellular membrane-bounded organelle
Molecular function (GO): dolichyldiphosphatase activity
Source: RefSeq, a predicted model, not a curated record